AUGCUAGCGUCGCUGUCCGAUAUGCUGGCGUGGAAGCCUAGCAACUCCACCGCCAAGCAGACGAAACCGCGGCGCGCACCCACCGCCACCUCCGAGAUGGAAGACUCUUGCGACGACUUAUCUGAGACCGAGAGCGCCGAGUCCAGCCAGUCCGGGGCUCCCUAUCUGCGUCGACAGCAAUCAUGCCCCUCUGUGCCGCGCAAGGGCCGACUGGACACGCAGCCCGAGAGUGAAAGUGACGCCGAUUCUGCGCCUCGCCCGGCGCUCAAGGCCGUCUACUCGCUCGCGCGUGCAGGGCUUACGUCCUCCAAGCUUUUCCUCCCGCACUCCCGCAGCGUGGAUGCCGUCUCGGAGCAGGAUCUGACCACAAAAUCUGCAGGCGCGCGCGUAGCCACACCCUUCGGACUUGGCAAGAUCAUGGCGAUCCGAGGAGACGACGGCGUCGCUGCCAUUGAACUACAGGCGUCUGGACUGUUAUUCCUCAAUGCUACCGACAUGGAAAAGGUGCAGGUCGUUCCAGCGCUCGUUGGCGAGCGCGUGCGCACGCCGUCCGGAUCCGGACGCGUUUUGAAGUACGACGUCCGUGAGCAGCUGUACACGCUACGCUUGGGAGCAGGCGGCGGUCUUGGUGAGUACGAACUCCAGCUUCGACCCUCAGAUCCUCGGCGUCCGCGGGGAAUGUCGGAGGGUAGCAACGUGGACUGGGAGUCGAGACGUACGCGCUUUAGACGCUCCAGUGCCAGCCCGCCUCCAGCAGUUGCAGGGUUGACGCUGCUCAAGAACAUUGCCACGACUUCGUACACUUUUGUAGCGAGUAAAUACCACCAGGGACAACCCGUGAUCACCAAAUUUGGCGCCGGACACAUCCUGUCGGUGGACCCACAGCGCGGAUCGGCGCAAAUUCAGCUCGUAUGGGGCGCUAUCGCAUACCUGAAUGCCGAUAUGAUUGAUUUCUACCCCAAGGCGCUUGAAGGCACCGACGUGCAGACCAAGUUCGGAUCAGGGAUCGUCAUUGGACUGAGACCAGCCGAUGCUAUUUACACGGUGCGCUUGCAUGACCCGCAACCUGCCGGGAAGUCGGAUGUGGUUUUUGUGCACGAGUCUGAUCUCCACCGGAGCCGCAGGAUCGCCGUCACGGCUGCGAAUGUUCGUGAUAGACUAAAAGCCAUGGCACAGCGACGUUUCGGUGAACGCAUUGUGGUGGCUCACCAGAAUCAUGACGAAGAGCCCAACUCUGCAGGCAUUUAA
This is a messenger RNA of Phytophthora infestans T30-4, 1248 nucleotides long. RefSeq lists its product as uncharacterized. NCBI's taxonomy places the organism in Eukaryota, Oomycota, Peronosporomycetes, Peronosporales, Peronosporaceae. The record is from RefSeq and is a predicted model, not a curated record. The coding region runs from base 1 to 1248 and encodes 415 amino acids. The transcript has 3 exons.